GGGGGCGCUCCCGGGGGCGGCGGUUGCCCGGAUGGGCCGUUAGUCGGAGCCCAGCCGCGGAGUGAACGAGGGAGACGGGAGGAGCCGAACCCGGCGCCAUCCGCCGCCAUCCGCCCCCGCCCCACCGUCAUCCCGUCUCCGGGAGCCCCUAGGCACUAGUCCCGGAUCCCCGCGCACCCGGCCAGGGGACAGAGACUAAAAGUACUUGAUGUCUGAAUCACAGGCACCGGCACGUUUUGGGGGAGGUGCCUGCAGGACCCAACGUACUCAAUGAGCUUCCAGCGCAAUGUCCGAUCGCUCGGGGCCGACUGCCAAGGGGAAGGAUGGAAAGAAGUAUUCCUCGCUCAACCUGUUUGAUACGUAUAAGGGCAAGUCCUUAGAGAUCCAGAAACCCGCUGUUGCCCCUCGCCAUGGCCUGCAGAGUCUUGGGAAAGUUGCCAUUGCCCGGCGUAUGCCACCCCCAGCCAACCUUCCAAGCCUGAAAGCCGAGAACAAAGGCAAUGACCCAAAUGUCUCACUAGUGCCGAAAGACGGGACAGGAUGGGCAAGCAAACAGGAGCAGUCCGACCCCAAGAGUUCCGAUGCCUCAACCGCUCAGCCGCCGGAAUCGCAGCCACUGCCGGCUUCACAGACGCCUGCCUCCAACCAGCCGAAACGACCCCCAGCAGUCCCCGAGAACACUACUUCGGCUCCAAGCGGGGUAAAGUCCUGGGCACAAGCCAGCGUCACCCAUGGAGCACACGGAGAUGGUGGAAGGGCAUCAAGCCUACUGUCACGAUUCUCUCGAGAGGAAUUUCCGACCCUGCAGGCGGCUGGAGACCAGGACAAGGCUGCCAAGGAAAGGGAGUCUGCCGAACAGUCGUCUGGGCCCGGACCAAGCCUCCGCCCCCAAAAUUCUGCAACUUGGAGGGACGGAGGUGGGCGUGGUCCUGAUGAGCUGGAGGGCCCGGACUCCAAACUUCAUCAUGGCCAUGACCCCCGGAGUGGGCUACAGCCUUCUGGCCCACCCCAGUUCCCUCCCUACCGCGGAAUGAUGCCGCCCUUCAUGUAUCCCCCAUAUCUCCCAUUCCCUCCACCAUAUGGACCCCAGGGGCCUUACCGAUACCCUACUCCUGAUGGGCCAAGCCGUUUUCCCCGUGUGGCGGGCCCCCGGGGCUCAGGGCCGCCAAUGCGCCUGGUAGAGCCUGUGGGUCGGCCUUCCAUUCUUAAAGAGGAUAAUCUCAAAGAGUUUGACCAGUUGGACCAGGAAAACGAUGAUGGUUGGGCAGGGGCCCAUGAGGAGGUGGACUACACUGAAAAGCUCAAGUUCAGUGAUGAGGAAGACGGACGAGACUCUGAUGAGGAGGGAGCAGAGGGCCACAAGGAGUCCCAAUCAGCUGCUGGUGAGGAACGGCCCCCUGAAGCAGAUGACAAAAAGGGCAACUCCCCUGGCAACGAACCGCCCCCUCCCAAGACGGCCUGGGCAGAGACCUCUCGGCCUCCAGAGACAGAGCAGGGGCCUCCUGCCCCAAAGCCUCCCCCACCCACACCUCACAGGGGCCCCACCGGGAACUGGGGCCCCCCUGGGGACUACCCAGAUCGUGGGGGCCCUCCUUGCAAACCUGCUCCCGAAGACGAGGAUGAGGCAUGGCGGCAGCGGCGGAAGCAAUCAUCAUCAGAGAUAUCCCUGGCCGUGGAGCGGGCCCGGCGACGGCGGGAAGAGGAGGAGCGCCGGAUGCAGGAAGAGCGCAGGGCAGCUUGUGCUGAAAAGCUAAAACGGCUCGAUGAGAAAUUUGGGGCACCAGACAAGCGACUCAAAGCAGAGCCUGCUGCUCCACCUGCUGCCCCAGCUCCACCACCUGCAGUGCCCAAAGAACCCCCUACACCUCCAGCUCCACCAUCAGCACCAACCCCAACACCAGAGAAAGAACUUGAAGAGCCAGCACAGGCCCCUCCUGCCCAGUCCACCCCUACUCCAAGUGUGGCUCCAGCACCCACCAUCAUGAGUGGUGGUGGCAGUACCAGUAGCACCAGCAGUAGCAGCUUUGAAGCCAGCCCAGUGGAACCCCAGUUUCCUUCAAAAGAAAGUCCUGAACAAACAGAAGAGGUACCUCCUCCAGCAACACCCCCGGCCCCAAAAGUGGAACCUAAGGGUGAUGGAGCUGGUCCUACCCGGCAGCCCCCCAGUCAGGGCUUGGGCUACCCCAAAUAUCAGAAGUCAUUACCACCUCGCUUCCAACGGCAGCAGCAGGAACAGCUCUUGAAGCAGCAGCAGCAGUGGCAGCAGCACCAACAGGGCCCUGCCCCACCUGCCCCCGUACCCCCAUCACCUCCACAAACUGUGAGCAUGGGGGCUGUGCCAACUCCACAGGCCCCACCACCACCACCCAAGGCCCUGUACCCAGGUGCUCUGGGCCGGCCCCCACCCAUGCCUCCGAUGAAUUUUGAUCCUCGCUGGAUGAUGAUCCCUCCCUAUGUGGACCCUCGGCUCCUCCAGGGCCGGCCCCCUUUGGACUUCUAUCCUCCCGGGGUGCAUCCCUCUGGUCUAGUUCCCCGGGAACGCUCAGACAGUGGAGGCUCAAGCUCAGAACCAUUUGAACGUCAUGCACCACCUCUUUUGCGGGAACGGGGCAUGCCACCAGUGGAUCCAAAGUUGGCCUGGGUAGGAGAUGUGUUUGCCACCACAUCUACCGCUGAUCCCCGCCCAUUGACAUCCCCCCUGCGCCAGGCUCCAGAUGAGGAUGACAAGGGGAUGAGGAGUGAGACCCCUCCAGUGCCUGCCCCACCACCAUAUCUGUCCAGCUAUCCAGGCUUUCCUGAGAAUGGAGCCCCUGGACCCACAAUCCCUCGGUUCCCACUGGAAGAAUCCGCUCCCUCAGGGCCCCGUCCAAUCCCCUGGCCCCCAGGUAAUGAUGAGGCAUCCAAGAUACAAACUCCACCACCCAAGAAGGAAUCCCCCAAAGAGGAGACGCCACAGUUAACAGGACCAGAAACAGGACGAAAACCCACCCGAGGGGUUGGAGGAGGCAGCCAAGGUCCACCACCACCACGCAGAGAAAACCUCACAGAGACCCGAUGGGGCCCUCGCCCGGGCAGCAAUCGCCGGGGAAUCCCUCCAGAGGAGCCAGGGUGCCCUCCUCGCCGAGCUGGGCCUAUCAAAAAACCCCUACCACCUGCGAAAGUUGAAGAAAUGCCUCCCAAGCCUCUUGAACAGGGGGAUGAAACCUCCAAAACCCCAAAGCCAGACCCACUCAAGACAGCAAAGGGGAAAAUGGGGAGCCUUAAGGAGCCUUCACCCAGUGGGAAUCUUUCUCCUGCUCCUAGGCUUCGGCGGGACUACUCUUAUGAAAGGGUGGGUCCAACCCCUUGCCGGGGUAGGGGACGAGGAGAGUACUUUGCCCGAGGGAGAGGUUUUCGGGGCACCUAUGGGGGACGGGGGCGGGGAGCCCGAAGCAGAGAGUUCCGCAGUUACCGAGAAUUUCGUGGAGAUGAUAGUCGUGGAGGUGGGUCAGGAGGACCAAACCACCCCCCUGCUCCCCGAGGUCGUACGGCCAGUGAGACACGAAGUGAAGGUUCAGAAUAUGAAGAAAUUCCCAAACGGAGGCGGCAGCGGGGCUCAGAAACUGGCAGUGAGACUCAUGAGAGCGACCUGGCCCCCUCCGACAAAGAAGCUCCCCCACCGAAGGAGGGGAGUCUCACUCAGACACCGCUUGCUCCCCCACCACCAGGAGCACCCCCUUCACCAGCCCCUGCCAGGUUUUCCACUGCACGAGGUGGACGUGUCUUCACUCCCAGGGGGGUCCCUUCACGCAGGGGCCGAGGAGGAGGUCGGCCACCACCUCCUGUUUGUCCUGGCUGGAGCCCUCCAACAAAGACUCUGGUCCCUAAGAAGCCUCCAGCAGGGCCUUUGCCACCAAGCAAGGAGCCUUUGAAAGAGAAGCUGAUCCAAGGUCCUCUUUCUCCCAUGGCCCGGGGAGGUGGUGGUGGUGGCAACAGCAAUGUAGGCAUGAGUGUGGAAGAUGGCGAGCAGCCUCGAAGGAGGCGACAUGGGAGGGCUCAGCAGCAGGACAAACCGCCUCGGUUCCGGAGGCUGAAGCAGGAACGGGAGAAUGCUGCUAGAGGGGCUGAGGGCAAACCCUCUUCCCUGGCUUUGCCAGCCUCUGCUCCGGGGCCAGAGGAGACCUUGGCAACAGUGACAGUGCCCCCGCCACCUCGCCGAGCAGCUGCGAAGUCUCCUGAUCUAUCGAACCAGAACUCAGACCAAGCUAAUGAGGAAUGGGAGACCGCAUCAGAGAGCAGCGAUUUCGCCAGUGAGCGACGGGGAGACAAAGAAGCUCCCCCACCAGUGCUUCUGACUCCCAAGGCCAUGGGAGCUCCUGGGAGCAGUGGAGGUGGGUCUACACCAGGCAUUUCAACUGUGUCCCGUGGAGACCUGAGCCAAAGAGCCAAGGAUUUAAGUAAGCGGAGCUUCUCAAGUCAGCGACCAGGCAUGGAACGUCAGAACCGGCGCCCAGGCCCUGGGGGCAAGACUAGCAACAGUAGUAGCAGCAGUCGAGGAGGUGGUGGGGGCCCAGGGGGAAGAACUGGCCCAGGAAGAGGGGACAAGAGGAGCUGGCCAUCUCCCAAGAACCGAAGCCGUCCUCCAGAGGAACGGUCCCCAGGACUUCCUCUGCCUCCGCCACCCCCAAGCAGUUCAGCUGUUUUUCGCCUGGACCAAGUUAUCCACAGCAAUCCUGCUGGCAUCCAACAAGCUCUGGCCCAGCUCAGCAACCGCCAAGGGGGUGCAGCUGCACCAGGAGGGCACCCAAGGCCCAAAUCUGGGCCUCCCCAAGCCCCUCAGGGCCCCUCCCCUCAAACCCGAUAUGACCCUCAGAGGGCCAACAGUAACUGCAUUAGUGCUGACACCCACUUUGAGGAGCUGGGGCCAGUGGUGAGAGGCGUGGGUGGGACUUCUCGGGAUUCUGCGGGAGUCAAUCCUUUUCCCCCCAAACGGCGGGAAAGGCCUCCCAGGAAACCAGAGCUGCUACAGGAGGACUCCUUGCCAUCAUCUCAUAGCUCUGGGUUCUUGAGCUCUAAGCCUGAAGGCCCAGGCCCUCGGGAAGAAUCCAGAGAUACAGGAACUGAGGCCCUGACCCCUCACAUCUGGAAUAGUUUACAUACUGCCACUAGCCAGAAGAAUUACCGUCCUGGCUCCAUGGAGCCCUGGAUGGAGCCCUUGAGCCCCUUUGAGGAUGUGGCUGGUACUGAGAUGAGUCAGUCUGACAGUGGAGUAGACCUGAGUGGGGACUCUCAAGUGUCAUCAGGUCCCUGUAGCCAGCAAAGUUCCCCUGAUGGCGGACUCAAGGGGGCAGCAGAGGGACCCCCUAAAAGGCCUGGAGGCCCUUCACCCCUGAAUGCUGUUUCUGGUGAGGGUCCACCUGGCUCUGAACCCUCUGAACCUCCUAGGAGACGGCCACUUGCCCCCCAUGAUGGGGAUAGAAAGGAUCUUCCCCGGGAGCAACCUCUGCCCCCUGGCCCUAUUGGCACAGAGCGAUUGCAGCGCACAGAUCGAGGUCCAGAACCUGGUCCUCUCCGGCCAUCCCAUCGACCUGGCCCGCCAGUCCAAUUUGGCACCAGUGACAAGGAUUCAGACUUGUGCCUAGUGGUUGGAGAUAGUUUGAAAGCAGAGAAGGAGCUAACAUCAUCUGUCACUGAUGCUGUCCCCAUAGCUCGAGAGUGGGAGCUACUCCCCAGUGCUGCUUCCUCUGCUGAACCACAAUCCAAAAACCUGGGUUCUGGGCACUAUGGCCCAGAGCCCAGCUCCUCAGGCCAGCGCCUGUAUCCUGAGGUCUUCUAUGGCAGCCCUGGGCCUCCUGGUUCUCAGGUCUCUGGGGGAGCCAUAGACUCUCCGUUACAUCCCAGCAAUGGGGGCUUUCGCCCUGGAACCCCCUCAUUGCACCCCUACAGAUCACAGCCCCUGUAUCUGCCACCAGGCUCUGCUCCUCCGUCAGCACUGCUUUCUGGGGUAGCUCUCAAAGGCCAGUUUCUGGAUUUCUCAGCACUGCAAGCAACAGAACUGGGGAAGUUGCCAGCUGGAGUUCUCUACCCUCCACCUUCCUUUCUCUAUUCUCCAGCUUUCUGCCCUAGCCCUUUGCCGGACCCACCUUUGCUUCAGGUACGCCAGGAUCUGCCAUCUCCCUCGGAUUUUUAUUCUCCUCUGCAGCCUGGUGGUCAAAAUGGCUUUCUCCCAUCAGGGGCUCCUGCUCAGCAGAUGCUUCUGCCCAUGGUGGACUCACAGCUGCCCGUGAUGAACUUUGGUUCUCUGCCGCCUGCGCCACCUCCUGCCCCUCCCCCACUCUCCCUAUUACCUGUGGGCCCUGCUCUGCAGCCCCCCAGCCUGGCUGUCCGGCCCCCACCUGCUCCUGCUACUCGGGUUCUGCCUUCACCCGCCAGACCCUUCCCCCCUAAUUUGGGGCGAGCAGAGCUGCACCCAGUGGAAAUAAAGCCGUUUCAGGAUUAUCGAAAACUCAGCAACAAUCUUGGUGGUCCUGGGUCAUCACGUACUCCCUCAGCUGGAAGGUCUUUCUCUGGCCUCAAUUCCCGCCUAAAGGCCCCACCUCCCAACUACAGUGGAGUCUUCCGCACCCAGCGCAUUGACCUCUACCAGCAGGCCUCCCCACCGGAUGCCCUGCGCUGGAUGCCGAAGCCUUGGGAACGGACAGGGCCACCUUCUCGAGAAGGGUCCUCUCGAAGGACAGAAGAGCCUGGGUCCCGAGGGGACAAGGAACCUGGGUUACCCCCACCCCGCUGAGGGGAAGAUCCCCUUGCCCCUCACCCUCCACCCCCCGGGGCUUGUAUAUAGAUUAUAAAUAUAUAUAAGGGGGAAUGGGGUGGGUGGGGAGGAGUUGUGGGGCUGGGGCCUUGCUUCCCCUCCUCCCCCUUCCCCUGGUCCCCUAACCCUGGGGCCGUUUGUUAAAAAAGAAUAAUAAAAUAAUU
Molecule: messenger RNA, 6954 nt
Organism: Elephantulus edwardii (Cape elephant shrew)
Lineage: Eukaryota; Metazoa; Chordata; Mammalia; Macroscelidea; Macroscelididae
Gene: PRRC2A
Product: proline-rich coiled-coil 2A
Biological process (GO): cell differentiation
Source: RefSeq, a predicted model, not a curated record